Molecule: messenger RNA, 506 nt
Organism: Perca fluviatilis (European perch)
Lineage: Eukaryota; Metazoa; Chordata; Actinopteri; Perciformes; Percidae
Product: hydroxyacyl-thioester dehydratase type 2, mitochondrial-like
Source: RefSeq, a predicted model, not a curated record
GAAGGAGGAUGAGAAUCUUCAGGACGAGUCUGACGUGGAGCGGCAUCUUGAAUCAACGGCGGCCGUGCCUGCCUCCUCCCUCCCGCCGGCUGCUCCACGUCGGCCAGCGGGCCUCCCUCACCAAAGCCUUCUCCUCCCGCGACGUGGAGCUGUUCGCCGAGCUGACGGGCGACACCAACCCCCUCCACCUGGACCGGGCCUACGCCAGCACCACCUCCUUUGAGACGCCCAUCGUCCACGGCGUCCUCAUCAACGGCCUGAUCUCGGCCGUGCUCGGCACCAGGAUGCCCGGCCGCGGCUGCAUCUUCCUGUACCAGGAGAUCCGGGGCCGCCCGCCUACCUCGCAGGGCGAGGGGUGACCCGAAGCCGAGGUCCGCAGAUCAGAAGAUCUGGCGUUGCCUUCGCCGCCCGUGGCUUCGUCGGACAAGAAAGUGGUGAUGGAGGGGGAGGUGAUGGUGAUGAUGCCCGAGGAACAGCAGAAGGAGUGGAGGGAGGAGGAGGAGGAG